UCCUUACGGCGGUCAUUUUCGCUUCCUUUUGGUCGGUUCGGCCUCUGGAGCGUUGUGUCAGGUUCUAGGUGACGGGACCGAGAAGGUCCGAGAGGAGGGUCUGUCCCCGCUACACAGGCGCGCGUCUGAGGCUCGGCGACGCAGCCCGGGGUGCCCUGCGCCAGGCCCGGGAGAGUGACCGUCGUGCCCGCGUCUCGCCUCCUCUCCCGCCGCUCCCGGCCCCGCUCCGCCCAGGGAGUCCGAUGGCGGCGGCGGCCCUGAGGGACCCGCCUGAGGGUGGUGUGACCUUUGAGGACAUUGCCCUGUACUUCUCCUGGGAGGAAUGGAAGCUCCUUGAUGAGGCUCAGAGACGCCUGUACCAUGAUGUGAUGCUGGAGAACUUUGCACUUGUAUCUUCACUGGGUUGCUGCUGUGGAGCAGAGGAUGCAGAAGCACCCUUUCAACGAAGCAUUUCUAUAAGCAUGUCACAGGCCAGGACUCUCAGGGCAGGCUCAUUUUCCCAGAAGAGCCACCCGUGUAAGAAGUGUACUCUGGUCUUGAGAGGUAUUUUUCACUUGGCUGAGCAUGAAGAAGCACAACACAGCCAGAAAGUGUUCGGGUGUAGAAUAUGUAUGAAACGAUUUCAUUUUAGUGCAAACCUCCAAAAACACCAGAAGCAGCAUAUGGAUGAGAAAUCCUUCAGAAAUGCUGUAGUCAGGGCCUUGUUUGUGAAGAGCUUCAAAUGCCAUGUGUCAGGAAAGCCCUUUACCUGUGAGGAAGUUGGGAAAGACUUUCUGGCCACCUUGGGACAUCUCCAGCCACAGACCACUCACACCAGGGAGAAGCCAAACAAGAUUGCCCAGCGUGAGGCAAUUUUACCAAGCAGAGAAAGUCAUUACAGCCAGGGAGAAUGCAAGAAAGCCUUCAGCCUGAAACAUGCACUUGUUCAGGACCAGGGUGUCCACCCUGGAAGACAUUGUUUUGUGUGCAGUGAAUGUGGGAAGACAUUCAGGUACAAAUCCUCAUUUGUUGUACACCAGAGAGUGCAUACUGGAGAAAGGCUUCAUGUGUGUCGUGAAUGUGGAAAAUCUUUCAGGCGAACCUCAACCCUCAAUCUGCAUCGAAGAAUUCAUACUGGGGCAAGGCAGUACAAGUGCAGCAGAUGUGGGAAAUCCUUUAACCAAAACUUUGUCCUUAUUUAUCCCUGGAGAAGUCACAUUGGAGAAAAUUGUUACUUGUGCAGUGAAUGUGCGCAGUUUCCUAGCUGUAGAUCCAUCCUAAUUCGACAACGGACAGUUCACACUGGAGAAAGGCGUUAUGAGUGUACUCAAUGUGGGAUAUCUUUUAGACGAAAAUUUUACCUCAUUGUACACUGGAGGGUUCACACAGGAGAAAGGCCUUAUGAUUGCAGUGAGUGUGGGAACUCUUUUAACAAUAGCUUGGUGCUCAUCCUACACCAGCGAGUACAUAAAGGCGAAAGGCCUUUUGCUUGCAGUGAAUGUGGGAAAUCUUUUACCAAUAGCUCGAUACUCAUUCUCCACCGGAGAGUUCACACAGGAAAAAGGCCUUAUGAGUGCAAUGAGUGUUGGAAAUCCUUUAGUCGUCAAUCUUACCUCACUCAGCACUGGAAGGUUCAUAGUGGAAAAAGGCCUUAUGAAUGCAGUGAAUGUGGGAAAUCUUUUAUGUCUCGCCGUGGCCUCCAUUAUCAUCAGAGAGUUCACACUGGAUCAAGGCCUUAUGAAUGUAGUGAAUGUGGGAAAUCUUUUACUUCUCACUCUGGCCUUCGUUAUCAUCAAAGAGUUCACACAGGAGAAAGGCCUUACGAGUGCAGUGAGUGCGGGAAAUGUUUUACCUCCAGCUCUGCCCUGUGUUAUCAUCAGAAGACUCAUGCUGGAGAUAGGCCUUAUGAGUGCACCGUAUGUGGGAAAUGUUUUUCCUCUGGUUCCACCCUCAGUAAUCAUCAGAGAGUUCACACUGGAGAAAGGCCUUAUGUGUGCAGUCAAUGUGGGAAAUCUUUUUUCUCUAGUUCCAACCUCAGUAAUCAUCAGAGAAUUCACACAGGAGAAAGGCCUUAUGUGUGCAGUGAAUGUGGGAAAUCCUUUAUUCAAAGGUGUUCCCUUCUUAAACACCAGAGAGUUCACACAGGAGAAAGGCCUUAUGUGUGCAGUGAAUGUGGGAAAUCCUUCACCCAAAGAUGUCACUUUCUUAUACACCAGAGAGUUCACACAGGAGAAAGGCCUUACAAGUGCAGUGAAUGCGGGAAAUCUUUUUCCACUAGUUACAACCUCAGUAAUCAUCAGAGAAUUCACACAGGAGAAAGGCCUUACUUGUGCAGUGAAUGUGGGAAAUCGUUUAUCCAAAGAUCUUACCUUCUUAUACACCAGAGAGUUCACACAGGAGAAAGGCCUUAUAAGUGUAAUGAAUGUGGGAAAUCUUUUACCACUAGGAGGAACCUUCGUUAUCAUCAGGGAGUUCACACUGGAUAAAUGCCUUAUGAUUGCAGUGAAUGUGG
This is a messenger RNA of Balaenoptera acutorostrata (minke whale), 2491 nucleotides long. Its product is annotated as zinc finger protein 256-like. The transcript is spliced from 3 exons. Gene Ontology annotation, biological process: regulation of DNA-templated transcription. The record is from RefSeq and is a predicted model, not a curated record. Lineage: Eukaryota; Metazoa; Chordata; Mammalia; Artiodactyla; Balaenopteridae. Bases 243 to 2465 code for a protein of 740 amino acids.